This is a messenger RNA of Ornithorhynchus anatinus (platypus), 6106 nucleotides long. It is a transcript of the gene USP42, whose product is annotated as ubiquitin specific peptidase 42. The coding region runs from base 894 to 5048 and encodes 1384 amino acids. Gene Ontology annotation, molecular function: cysteine-type deubiquitinase activity; cysteine-type endopeptidase activity. The record is from RefSeq and is a predicted model, not a curated record. Gene Ontology annotation, cellular component: nucleus; cytosol. The transcript has 19 exons. NCBI's taxonomy places the organism in Eukaryota, Metazoa, Chordata, Mammalia, Monotremata, Ornithorhynchidae. Gene Ontology annotation, biological process: protein deubiquitination; regulation of apoptotic process.
UAUAGUAAGCGCUCAACAAAUCGAUCACAGCAGGAGAAGAUGAAAUGAAAGAUUAGUGAGUGAGACAGGAGGGAAGCGGGAACAAACGAACUGACUGCACAAGAGCCCCCAGAUUUAAUCCUCAAUCGAGGGGAAUCGAAAAGGCCUUCAAAAGGAAGAAAGAAGGAAACAUUUCUAAAAAUUAAAUAGCAAAUCAUAGGCAAAAACUACCAAUGAACUCAAGGGAAGAGUUGUAGUUCCUAGAAAGAAUUCAACAGUGACAGAAAGAUGGUAUCGAAAUAAUUUUUUUAAAAGUUACAAAGUAUCUUGGGAAAGGGACCAAUUAAAAAGAGAAUAGACCUAGUAAGAAAACUGAAAACAAAGACUAGUGAAAAAUUGCAAAAGUAAUUUUUUUUUUAAUUCCUCCACCCCUUCCCCAGUCCUAUAUAGGCUGAACUUGACCUUGAGACACAACUGGGUCCUUGAAGUCCAUGACUUAAAUUGGAACAAAUAUUCUUAAAGGAAUUAUGUUAAAAAAUGAGGAAUUGGUUCAUGAACCAACUCUGGAUUCCUAAUUUCACUAAAAUUAGCCCAGAUUGUGUACUCAGUCAGUUAUAGAGGGGUACUAUAACUACAUUAAUUUACGGAGUCAGAGAGGUUCCAAGAUCAGAUAACUGACUUCAGAAGUGAAAUGGACAUAUCGAGCUUCCUGGUGACUCCACAUGGCAAUCAGGUUAAGCUGAAGAAGAGAGAGAUUGGAGACAGGAAGACCAACAAGGAGAUUGUUGCAACUGGGAGGAAGUCCAGAGGCUUUAAACUGUAGAAGAUUCCUGUGUCUACGACAGCCCCCACACUCCUAAAAUAUCACAUCACACUUCUUUGGAUAUUGAUACUCACCCUUCAGUUUGGCAAACAUGAUUCCUUUUGCUUUUAUGUCAUUCCAGAUUCUUACUCAACAAUGGUCAUUUUUCACUUCUGCAACUCUAAGCCUUUCAGCUCGUCAGACCCAGCCUGACAGCUCUGUGCCAUCUUCAUCUGAAGACAUGGACUCAGGCUCUGCAAGUUGGGGGCCUGUAUCUUCUCUGACGGAUGGCCCAAAACACAUAGUUUCUCUAGGAACAGUAAAUAAUCCUGCAAUUUAUGCUAGCCCGUCUGUUUCCGAUAAACCGAAGCCAUCAGCACAGAAAGAUCAAUCCACAGGUGAUGGCAUUGCUCCUCCCCAGAAGGUCCUUUUCCCAGCUGAGAAGAUUUUUCUGAAGUGGCAGCAAACUCACAGAGUUGGAGCUGGACUCCAGAAUCUGGGCAAUACCUGUUUUGUUAAUGCUGCCCUGCAGUGUUUGACUUAUACACCACCUCUUGCCAACUAUAUGCUUUCUCAUGAACACUCCAAAACAUGUCAUGAACAAGGAUUCUGCAUGAUGUGUACAAUGCAGGCUCACAUUACCCAGGCUCUCACCAACCCUGGCCAUGUCAUCAAACCUGUGCCUAUCAUCAAUGAUCUCCGUCGUAUAGCAAAACACUUCCGUUUUGGAAGCCAAGAAGAUGCACAUGAAUUCCUACGCUAUACAGUGGAUGCUAUGCAGAAAGCAUGUCUGAACGGCAGCACUAAAUUGGAUCGGUACUCCCAGGCUACCACCCUUGUUUGUCAAAUAUUCGGAGGCUACCUGAGAUCUCGAGUUAAGUGUAUGAACUGCAAAGGAGUUUCAGACACCUUCGAUCCAUAUCUCGAUAUCCCACUGGAGAUAAAGGCAGCCCAAAGUGUAAACAAAGCUCUGGAACAGUUUGUGAAACCUGAACAACUAGAUGGAGAAAAUUCCUAUAAAUGUAGCAAGUGUAAAAAGAUGGUUCCCGCUUCAAAGAGAUUUACUGUACACAGAUCUUCUAAUGUUCUUACCUUGUCUUUGAAACGUUUUGCAAAUUUUAGUGGUGGAAAAAUUGCAAAGGAUGUGAAAUACCCUGAGUAUUUGGACAUUCGGCCAUAUAUGUCUCAGCCUAAUGGAGAACCAAUUAUUUAUGUUCUGUAUGCAGUACUAGUGCAUACUGGUUUUAGUUGCCAUGCUGGCCACUACUUUUGUUAUAUAAAGGCUAGUAAUGGGCAGUGGUACCAGAUGAAUGAUUCCAUUGUGUCUACUAGUGACAUCAGAGCAGUGCUUAAUCAGCAGGCUUAUGUUCUCUUUUAUAUCAGGUCAUACGAUGUGAAAAAUGGAGGUGAGCAUACCCAUUCCAUUCAUACUCCCGGGCAAUCUUCUCCCCGACCAGUCAUCAAUCAGCGAGUAGUUAAUAGUAAGCAGGCUGGAUCAGGCUUUAUUGGACCACAACUUCCUCCUCAUAUGAUAAAGCAGAAUUCUAAUCACUUGAAUGGAAAUGGACCAUUGAAAGAAAAUCCAAGUAGCUCCGUGGCAAGUGCUAGCAAUUCAAACUUAAAUAGGGCAAGUCCCGCUCCCACUUCGACUAUUCAAAACUGGACAGUUAACAGACCGUCAAUUAUCCCUGAACCUCCCAAAAAGCCGAAAAUUACCAUCAGUAUUCAUAAUAAUAAAUUGCCUGUUCGUCAAGGCCAGGCGCCAGCCAACCUCCAUAACAGCUCUUUGGAGACUCUUAACAAGCCUCUUCCGUCAUCUACCGUUACUAACUCUUCUGCAAUACAAUCUACCUCAAAUGCAUCGACGAUGUCAGUUGCUACUAAAGUUUCUAAGCAGAUUGUGCCCGGCGAGUCUUGUUCCAAGCCAGUAAUGAAUGGUGACUCCAAAAUGAACUCCAAUCUUCUGGUCCCUUAUGGUGCAGAAUCUUCAGAAGAAUCAGAUGAAGAGUCGAAGGGGUUAGGUAAGGAGAAUGGGCUCUCAAAACCUUUCAAUGGACUUCUGACAGGAAAUGGAGUUGGUACCCUACAAAACUCCUCUUCCUGUCAAGAUGCUGAAGAUGAGUCUUCUCAGCAUGAACUGCCAGAAACUGUUACUGUAAAUGGUGCUAAUAGUAUAGCUUGUGACCUUAAAGAAAACGGACUGGUGUUUGAUGAUUCCACUUGCCAAGUCAAGCCUGCUAUACACACGGAAAACCCCUUUUCUAAAACAAAUGGACUACACGAAAAGAUGGUCACUGCUCCUUUACCACUUCUCCCUGAAGACAGAAAUGUAGAGUCUCUCAGAUUCAAUAGCAAAUUGAAAAGCCCGACUGAUGACAUAAGUGCAACUGGAACUGAAAAAACUCCUGAAGAUGGUCAUUCCACAGAUGUCGUGACGAGUAGCAACAAUAUUCUUGCUCACGAGCAGUUAGAGAAAGUUUCUGGAAGCCUUGGGAACAAAAUAAAGAAGGCUUUCCAACCCUCAGAUCCUGAUGCCAUUGGAAACAAAGAAGAAAUCCCUGACAGUAUUACAGCAGAAACGGAAGCCCCACAUCCUGACGUUGGUGGACACUGCAGCACUAACAAAAGAAGCAGCAGCAGCGAGGAAGAGCCCUUUCCAAAUGUGUGCGAUUCUGGGAAUCACACAAACGAGAGCAUAGGAUUACCCCAAGAAGCGACAGGCUCUGCAAAAGAGAACUCUCUGAAUGCUGCACCACUCGUAGUGACUGUGGCCAAUUUAGGCCAAACCCCCUUAGUAGAUUCAGACCAAUGUGACACUAAUGAACUUUUAGUACUCAGUAGCACAGAAAAGUGCAAAGAGAUGAAAGACGUUUCUAAAAAUAAGGAUACCUCUACUAAUGAACUCCCAGUUGCCCAAUUAGAAAAAGUUAGCGAGAAUCAUUUUUCGAAAGGCACUGAACCAGGCAGUAGCGGUAGUAGAUGUGAAGAAAAUAAGGUUAGGCAAAAAGUUAAGGGUCACUCUCCAGCUAAAGAAAAAACUAGUACCCCCCAAAAAGUUGACAAAGGACAUUAUCGUAACAGGAGAGGCCAUUCUUCCAGUGGAGAGCGAGCAAGACAAAGCAGGAGCAAAAUGGAGAACCAUUAUUCCAAAAAGAGGCAUUCUUAUAGCAGAGAGGGAGCCAAGCAAGAUCGCUAUAAAUCAGAACACUGCAAUGGAAACAAAUACAGACCCUUUUAUAAUGAAAGAAGCAGCCCUAAUAAUAGACGAUCUUUAGGAAAAUACUAUCACUACCGAUCCAGAAGCAGAGGGAAAAGUGAACAGGAAAGGAGUAGAUAUUACCAUUCAAAAAGAGAGCAGUCUUGGAGCAAAGAGAAAUAUUAUCCAGAUACAAUGAGGAGAUGGGACAAAUGUCGUUAUUAUAACGAUUAUUAUCCAUCGUAUGCAGCAAGAGAUAGUAGGGACUGGAGGGCAUUUCACAGUGACCGUGACUAUGAUAAAACAAGUCAAUACAAUAGAUCACAUAAGGAUUAUUAUAAAGGCAGGUGGAGUCGUGAUCCAGGAAUUAAAGAGAAGGAAAAACACCAUUUUAGCAGUCCCAGAAUAAAUCCAUACUAUUGUUCUAGUCUUCACCUCCAUGAGAAAUAUUCCCCUGAGAAAAAUGCCCUUGUAGCUGAAGAAAAUAGUUUUAAUCUUCCAAGUCAGUGUCAUAAGCAUGAGAACGCUAAAGAGAGAAAACGGAAAUUGGGUAGCGUAGAGAGUAGUGAGAGUGAACUAGAAAAGAAACCCCGAAAAAACUUGCAGAAUGAGCCACUGGAAGAACAAAAAGUGAAGAAGCACAAAAAGUCAAAGAAGAAAAAGAAAUCCAAAGAUAAACAUAGAGAUAAGGAUUAUAAGUUUAAUAUGUUUGGGAGCUGCUCUGACUCUGAGGUAAACAAAUAUAAAAAGAAGAAGAAGAAAAAAAAGAAACAUGCAAAGAAAUCGGAGGACUGUACUGAGCAUUCAGAUCUUCAUAGGGUGGAGAUUUCCAAACUUGAGACUGAUAGCAACAGUAAGAACCAGGAAAAAAAGGAAAGUUUUUCACUCAAAGAUGGCAUGCCAUCUGAGAACUGCCAGAAACACAAUAGCAAAAGACCUUUGGAGGAAGAUGGUGGUCUCCUCCAGAAAGCAAAACACUUAGGAAUGGAAGGCCAGGAAGAUGGCUGUCACCCCACUGAGUUUGACCAGGAUUCAGAGUGUUCAACUGAAGCCAUCCCCAACACAGCAUAAAUUACACUUACAAAUAUAGAAAAUGUCUAAACAUUCAAAUCCAUAAGUGGUGCUUCUUCAGUAAAUACUGUACAGGAUUUUACCAUGGGAGAACUUUUUUUAAUUUUUACCUUGAGACUUUUUCAAUUACCCUUCAUCCAAAUGGAUGAAAACUUUCUACAACUGUUGACCGUUGUAAAAUACCAUGUGUGUGUGUGUGUGUGUGUGUGUGUGUAUAUACAGAUAUAUAUAUAUAUAUAUCACAUUGAAAAUAAUGCCCUGGAAUAGAACAUCUCAAAUGCUGCUUAAUUACAGACUCAGGUUGAUUACUUGUAUUUCAUGUAAUGUUACUCCAAGUUAGACAUCUGGUGCAAGACCAACCAGGAAACCAUGGAAUUAUAAAAAAAAGAAAAGAAAAAAAACUGACAGUGUAUAUUUAAUUUAAAGACUAUUUAAAGAUUCACAAGCUCUUACCUAGAAUUUUUGAGAGCUGUCUGUGUUUUGUGAUGUCUGAUACUAGAAACUAAUUUGCUUCACAUUUUAGUUGUAUUCAAGAUUUGAAGAUGUAUUUUAUAGACAAGUUCUGUUUCUGAACUCUGUGAAACACACCAAUCAAUUUACCAGUUAUGAUGAGCAUUUACAUUAUGAAUGUAUAACCCAACCUUUAUUUGUAAAUCCUACAGUAUGUUUUUUAUGACAUAACACUUUUUUAUACAGUGUCACUUGUCUUGGCUGUACGGUAUUGGAGUCUCAGUUGUCAGUUUUGUCCCUCUACAGUUUCUAGUUACAGACAAAUUCAUACUGUGAUUUUAUUUUUUAAUAUGGAAAUGCUAUCAAACUGUGAUACACUUAUAAUUCACUGGUCCUGCAUCAGGAGAUGGAGUGGGGAAACUGUAUUUAAUACAGUUUAUAUCUGAAUACUCUGUAUGGUUUAUACAGUCUGUGUUGUUCAGAGAUGUCUAAAGUAUGAUCUUUGUUUUUUUAAAGAUUAAAAAAGCACUUGCCCCACUGUAAAUUAUACAGCAUGUAAAAUUUAUAUAGAAUAUAAAAUACAGCAAAAAAAAAACGACAACAAACGA